CGACAAUUUUCAAUGACAUCUAUUAACCACUAGCCGGACUGUACACUUAUUUGACAUCAUGUUCUUGAACUGUAUACUCAUAGAUUGUAAUACAUUCAGUCAUGCUUAUCAUGAAACCCCGCUUCUUUUUAACUAAGCAUUGUUUGUAUAUGAUAUAAUCGUUCUCCUUUCUAUUUUUUUUUUCUCUCCUCAUUUUAUUCGCCUGGAUAAUAAAAUCGUUUCCCCCUUCUUUUUCUUUGGUUCUAUACCCAAACAAGUUUCUAUGUCAACACAAUCUUCUUUUCAACGAAAUUCUGUUCAUGAGCGUUUCUCUUCUUUAUUGAAUCCCGAAGGAUAUCCAUCUUCAUCUGGUCCAACAUCGUCUACGAGUCUAAACUUGUCUCCUGAUAUACCACUCGGAUAUAACACACCUUUUAGAAAUCUAUCUCAAGAUACACUUCGUCAUCAAAGACCUGUUUCUGAAAUUAUCAAACACGAUAGUUUUAUUUCGCCCGAAGCUGAAGUCUUGGAUAAAUGGUAUCAAGACUUACAAGAAUAUGAAAGCAGCCUAGAAUCCAUGGCAUCUGCCAGUCUAGAUCCUAAAUACAAGGAAGAAGUGCAGCAUGUGGAUCAAUGGUUUCGGUAUUUGAAUGAAGCAGAACGUACAGCUACCAUUUACACACUUCUUCAACACUCUACACAAGUUCAAAUUCGAUUUUUUAUGGCUGUACUGCAACAGAUGGACAAGAAGGAUCCAUUGGCUGCACUUUUAUCACCUGCACAUCCUGAGAAAGAUAUGCAAGCACAAUUAGCAGGCGCAUUUAAAAAGGCAGAAAUGGAAGCAAGUCAGAAAUUAUUAUCUGUCUUGCCCUAUCAAACAGGACAAGUCACAAGUAGACCCAAUGCUGGUUCCAUAGGCAGAAGAAAUCCUAUUGAUAGACACUCGUUUGCAUUGGGCGAUACAGAAGAAUACGAUCGUCUCUUUUCAUCAGACUAUUUAAGGAACAGUCUUCAUGAACAACAGCGGUUUACUCAUACGUUUGAUCCUAUGCAUGGUCGACCCAAAUCUGUGGCUGAAGAUGACUUGUCUUCUAUCUUUGAUUGGCCUUAUGGUCAGCCCAAUCUUCAUCCUAGACCAGGCAGUGUAGGCGCCAAUCGACCUAAAUCAGCUGAUAUUUCAAACUGGUCAUUUGGCUUGACUUCUUCAAAAAGUGCUCAUGACAAAGAUCAUUUGUCUUCUCCUUGGACAGGCAUGUCGCCUUCCUUCAAUGAGCAAACCAUACACAAUGAUGUUGAUCAACAGCUAUCCAUGCUCAACAACUGGUCUCUAAACAAUACUCGACCUGGCAUGUUGAAUGAUGACACCAAGGGAUUUAGACGACGCACAAUGAACAGAACCAGUAUUCCAGGUACUGUACCUGAGACAGAUGAACGUGCAUUGAAGCAAGUUAUGCAGUCUCCCCCACACACCAAUAUUGUACUCUCCAUGUAUGAUGAUAAUCAGCCUGUAUCAUCUACCUUGUUGACACAUACCAUGCCGCAUUAUCACCCUAUCCAGUCACCUCACACAUCCCGUCCUACAUCUCGGUCAACUUCACCUGUGCCUUCUCAGUCCAAUUCAAUGAUCAACAUAAAAGCAAACUAUGGUCAUUUCUUAAACCCUCAUGAUACAGACAACGGGUAUGUGAGUGAUCAUAGCGAGACAUCACAAAGUGGUAAAUCAAAGAAGAAAACUGCUAAUCGACAUGGAAAUACCAAUGGCAAAGAAAAGAAGACCAUGGAUGGUGUGGAUAUGAAAUUAUUAGAAGAUGUGCCUACAUGGUUAAGAAGUCUUCGGUUACAUAAAUACAAUCCUAUUUUUGAAACAAUGAAAUGGCAAGACAUGCUCAAGAUGGACGAUGAAGCCCUAUUGAAGCAAGGCGUAGCUGCUUUAGGCGCUAGACGCAAGUUACUUAAAGUGUUUGAUCAAGUCAAGGCACAUUGUGAAGAGAAUAACAUUGCCUAUUAG
Molecule: messenger RNA, 1987 nt
Organism: Gilbertella persicaria
Lineage: Eukaryota; Fungi; Mucoromycota; Mucoromycetes; Mucorales; Choanephoraceae
Exons: 5
Coding region: 263-1987 (574 amino acids)
Biological process (GO): nuclear-transcribed mRNA poly(A) tail shortening
Cellular component (GO): P-body
Molecular function (GO): protein binding; translation repressor activity; mRNA binding
Source: RefSeq, a predicted model, not a curated record